Molecule: messenger RNA, 1743 nt
Organism: Phytophthora megakarya
Lineage: Eukaryota; Oomycota; Peronosporomycetes; Peronosporales; Peronosporaceae
Source: the annotation of a GenBank genome assembly
CUGCUCCUGGAAGCCGAAGGACUCCAAGCGAAGUUCAAAUCCUUGCGCCUGGUACACGUGAACAGAGACUUCAACGCCGCCGCCGACUACAUUUCCAAGCGGGUCAUCCAAGAGCAGUCAUCAUUGGAAGUCACGGACCUCGGGGAGCGGAAGCUUCUGCAAGGCCUGAACCCAUUCGUGACGACGCGCUCGAGGUCCGAGCAGAGCAAUGCCGCGGAAGAAUCGGCUACAGAAUCCGGAACCGACCACUUAGAAUCUGUCGACCCCGGGGCCGACGAGUCGGGAACCGACGGCGCGGAAGAGGGGCUGGCAGUCUGUCCCCAGAACCCCGACUCCCAAGACCCCGAAGAAGACCCCGAGGAUGUCCGUAGGGAACGAUGGAGGAGGACCUGUUCCCACCAGGCGCACGACCCGGGACUAGCGCCGUUGGUGAAAUUCCUCCGAGGAGAGACAGAACGGCUGUCCCUGAGGCAGACAACGCACCUGGCCAAGAAAGCAGACCAGUUUGUACUGGACUCCCAGGACGCGCUAUUCUAUGUGAGCCAAAACACUCCAGAACGCCCCCGAGAUACUGCCGACCGCCUCCGCCUGGUGGUCCCCCAAGACCUCCAAGAGGACAUUCUGCACCAUUGUCACGCAGGCUUCCAAGGCGCCCACCAGGGUAUCAUCCGGACCUAUGAGAGACUACGCAAAGAAUUCUACUGGAUUGGGAUGUUCAAGGACGCGGAGCGGUAUGUCAAAGAGUGCGUGGAUUGUGUCACUUGCGUCACGGCUAAGGGGUGCGCGUUCUCGGGGUUCAUCAUGUGCAAGGCCAUGGCGAGCACCGAGGCCCAGGACGUGGCCGAAGCUUACGAAGAAUGCGUGUUCCGGAGGUUCGGGGCCAGCGAAAUGAUCCGCCACGACCGGGACCCACGAUUCAUGGGGCAGCAGGAGAGGUCGGUGCAGACAGUGAUCCGAAGUGUCAAGGCGUACGUCCAGACGCUAGACCAGAGUGACUGGGACGAGUUAGCCGAAAGGCUCAUGUGGGCGGUGAACACCUCUUUCGACUUCACCCGACUCGACACACCGUUUUACUUGGUGCACGGUUGGGACGCCCAGGGUACCGUCGAAGCUAUGAUGGGAGACUUUCCCCGGGACGUCCAACUCCGAGAUGCCCAGGAGUGGCGCACGAAGAUCCAACGCCAACUCACGGACCGGCUCAAGGAAGGUUUCGAGGUCGGGGACUCUGUCUGGCUUUACCUAGCCCGGGUCCGUCCCGGACUCACCAAGAAGCUGGCUCAUCUUUGGCACGGCCCGUUCCGAAUCCUGGGAAAAGGUAGCGACUAUCGGUAUCGUCUCCAUGUUGAGGGAACUGAAUACCGGUUUUACCCCUGGGUCGAUGUCAGCCGGUUGAAGCCCCGGGCAAAAUACCCAGAUCGGCCCUCGGAGCCAAUGGAUAUCCCGGAGGACGAUGACUUCGACGCCGCACUGCUCCGUGAAGACAGUUGGGAACCCGACGAGGGUUCCGGAGAAUUCGAAGUAGAAGCGAUACUGGAUGUGCGUUGGGUCACCCGGACACGCACCAGCCGGCGCGUCAAGGAAUAUCAAGUGAAAUGGAAAGGGUACGAAGCGCCGGAUUGGGUCCCCCAGGGACACCUCAAUUGCGGAAGGCUCCUCUAUGAGUUCGACCAAGGAGAACGAGCUCGCGCACGUUUCCAGGCCAUGCAGUCUGGAGACGAGCUCCCGGACGAGGAGGCCCGGUAG